UUCUUCUGCGUUUCCUCCACGACUCAGUCACAACAAGAAGAGCUAUUCUUGUAUUCGAUAAUGCUUCAGGCGGUCCAAUAUCUGGAGAAAAGUGAUAGGUUACAGUUACUUUCGCGCUUCGUGAAAAAAGUGAGGCUGGACGUUCCCGACAAACAAGAGGUACAACCUAACUUAAGUGGUGUUGCCACCACAAGCUGCUGAACUUGGAGUAACCAGAAAGCUUCCAGGUUGUGGGAUAGUUGGGUUUUAAUAGGAGCGAGACUGUGCUUGUGAUGUAGUCGUUUCACCAUACUCACCGCCUGUUUAACUACCUACUGAGGAAGGGUUUGAGCUCAUUCUCUGAUCACAGCGAUGGAUGAGGACAGUCCAACGCUGAAACCUAGACGGAUCCAGAAUCAGAACGUUGUUCAUCGUCUCGAGAGGCGCAGGAUCUGCUCAGGCCGACCGGGCGCUCACUGGUACAGAGUGCGCUGCUUCCAUCAGAACCUGUUCCCCAACUUCACUGUGGUCAAUGUAGAGAAGCCCCCCUGCUUCCUUAGGAAGUUCUCACCAGAUGGACGCUGCUUCAUUGCCUUCUCCUCUGACCAGACUUCUCUGGAGAUAUAUGAAUACCAAGGCUGCCAGGCAGCUCAGGACCUGCUGAGAGGACAAGAGGGAGAGACUCUUCUAACAGCCAAUGACCAGCGCUCCCUUAACAUUCGAGGACGUCUGUUUGAGCGAUUUUUCUCCUUGCUCCAUGUUACUAAUGUGGCCUCAAAUGGAGAACACCUAAACAGGGAAUGCAGCCUCUUCACAGACGACUGCCGCUAUGUCAUUGUUGGGUCAGCUGUGUAUGUCCCAGAGGAGCCGCCGCCUUACUUCUUUGAGGUGUAUCGUAACAAUGAAUCUGUGACUCCCAAUCCCCGGUCUCCUCUAGAAGACUACUCCCUCCACAUUAUUGACCUCCACACUGGCAGGCUGUGUGACACCAGGUCCUUCAAGUGUGACAAGAUAAUCCUGUCCCACAACCAGGGCCUCUACCUCUACAGGAAUAUCCUGGCUGUGCUGUCGGUCCAGCAGCAGACCAUACACGUCUUUCAGGUGACUCCAGAGGGAACGUUUCUGGAUGUGAGGACUAUUGGGCGGUUCUGUUAUGAGGACGACCUCCUGACUCUUUCAGCAGUUUACACGGAGGCCCAGGCUGAGAGCCAGCCCGGCUUCCCUCGCCUGUACACUGACAAAACCAUCAACUCCCUGAAGCACAGGCUGCUGGUCUACCUGUGGAGGAGGGCCGAGCAGGAUGGCAGUGCUACAGCCAAGAGGAGAUUUUUCCAGUUUUUUGAUCAGCUGAGGAGGCUGAGGAUGUGGAAGAUGCAGCUUCUGGAUGAGCAUCACCUCUUCAUUAAAUACACCAGUGAGGACGUGGUCACACUUAGAGUCACCGACCCCUCGCAGCCGUCGUUCUUUGUCGUGUACAACAUGGUGUCUACAGAGGUGCUGGCUGUCUUUGAGAACACCUCCGACCAGCUGCUGGAACUGUUUGAGAAUUUCUGCGACCUAUUCAGAAAUGCUACGCUACACAGCCAGGCCGUCCAGUUCCCCUGUUCCGCUUCAUCCAACAACUACGCACGGCAGGUCCAGAGAAGAUUUAAGGACACCAUAGUGAAUGCCAAAUAUGGCGGCCAUACUGAGGCAGUGCGGCGGCUGCUGGGUCAGCUGCCCAUCAGUGCGCAGUCCUACAGCAGCAGCCCUUACCUCGACCUCUCCCUCUUCAGUUAUGAUGACAAGUGGGUGUCAGUAAUGGAGAGGCCGAAGACCUGCGGAGACCACCCCAUCAGGUUCUAUGCACGUGACUCUGGCCUGCUUAAGUUUAAGAUCCAGGCAGGCCUGCUGGGACGGCCGGUAAAUCACGCUGUACGACGCCUGGUUGCCUUCACCUUCCACCCCUUCGAACCCUUUGCCAUUUCUGUCCAGCGCACCAAUGCAGAGUAUGUGGUCAACUUCCACAUGAGGCACGUCUGUCCAUGAGGACCUUGUGUGUGUGUCUGUGUGUGUCUGUGUGUGCGUGUGUGUGUGCGUGUGUGUGUGUGUGCGAGUGUGUGUGCGUGUGCAUAUGCGUGCAUAGACAGCAGAGCCUGAGAGCCUCUCAGAGUCUGUGAAUUCACACCUGGACACAAACCACAAGACUGUUGGGCUUCUGUUAGCAGCUAUUGGUGACAAUACAACAAACAUGUUCUUCAUCAGGAGGCACAAAAGAGUUUGUUCUGUUAGUCACCCUCUCUUCCUCGAGAGAAAUCAGCAGUCCUUUCCUUGCAUUCUCUUCCUGAUGGAAACCACUCUUUACCCCUCCAUCGCACAGUGGUGAGUCCACCUCUGCCCCCCCCCUCGUCAAUAGGCAGCAAUUCUGCCUUUUCCUAUCACCUCCUCUUUCCCCCUUCCUCCACAGAACAAAGAGGGACCUGUAGGGAAGAGAGGCUGGAAUAAGUGUAAAUGGAGAUGUAGAGAGAGUGAUUGAUGUGCAACAGAGGAGGGAGCCGUAGGUAGCCAGACCUCUUAGAAGAAACCAAAGGUGUUUUUUUUCUACCAUGCACUGAAAGCUGCGCAUUCAUAACAGAAUUGUUUAUCCAGUUGGUCCAUGACCAUCUGUCCAAAGAACUUGCGUUUUUUUCACAUGGAUGUGGAAGAGAUAAUUUUAUAUAUAUUUUUAUUUACACUUCUUUUUUUUUAACAUUUUACUUUUUGUAUAUAUUUUAUGCCAAUAAAAUUGUCUAAAUUUUGCUCGCCAUGUUUGUUUUUGCUGAGCUUAUAAGUUUUUAACCAUAUAUAAUAAUACGUUAAUACUGGACAGAGAAAAGCUUGGUGUGGCAAGAAACCUGAGGUAGAAUCGGUAUUGUUUCUGCUUGAAGUCUCUAAAUAUUGACUUGUGUCUUUUCUCCUAUAUGUAGGAGAAAGCAUUUACUCAUAUACUUUGUGUGUGUGUGUGUGUG
This is a messenger RNA of Xiphias gladius (swordfish), 2966 nucleotides long. It is a transcript of the gene det1, whose product is annotated as DET1 partner of COP1 E3 ubiquitin ligase. The transcript is spliced from 9 exons. Gene Ontology annotation, biological process: protein ubiquitination; positive regulation of proteasomal ubiquitin-dependent protein catabolic process. Lineage: Eukaryota; Metazoa; Chordata; Actinopteri; Istiophoriformes; Xiphiidae. Gene Ontology annotation, cellular component: nucleus; cullin-RING ubiquitin ligase complex. Bases 352 to 2007 code for a protein of 551 amino acids. Gene Ontology annotation, molecular function: ubiquitin-like ligase-substrate adaptor activity; ubiquitin protein ligase binding. The record is from RefSeq and is a predicted model, not a curated record.